CAGAAUUCUUGAGAGAUGGAUGGGUGGGAUCGCAGCGCGAUUACGAUUGCUAUCACCCAACAGCAACAUUUCAAGGGGAAGCACCGAUGCCGUAGAACCAUGUUUUCGCCAAAACUCCCGGCGACCGACUGUAUCCUCCGCCGCGGUAGACACACCAGAUUGAUUAUAAUGGAAAUGGCAGAUCAGGAAAAGGUUGCCGAUGCUAAGCUGACGGAUAAAUGUUCUGAUCUCGGGGACGUGCCUAAGAUUAGAUUUGUAACGAAGAAGAUGUUGAAAGGACAUCUCAACAAAGUCAAUUCUGUGCAUUACAGCGGUGACUCUCGGCACUGCGUCACGGGUUCCCUCGAUGGGAAACUGAUUAUUUGGGACACUUGGAGCGGGAAUAAGGUACAAAUCAUCCCUUUGCGUUCCGCUUGGGUGAUGAGCGUGGCUUUUGCACCAUCUGGAAACUUCGUCGCGUGCGGUGGUAUGGACAACAUGUGCACGGUGUACGAUGUGAACAACCGCGACUCGACGGGCGCGGCGAAGAUGGUGCGCGAACUGGCCGGCUACGAGGGGUUCCUCAGCAGCUGCCGGUUCCUCGACGACACGCACAUCCUCACCGGCUCCGGUGAUAUGAAAAUAUGCAUUUGGGACUUGGAGGCUGGAAAGCGAGAGAUGGAGUUUGAUGCUCACGCUGGUGACGUGGUCAGCAUUUCACUAUCGCCAGAUAUGAAAACGUAUGUGACUGGAUCCGUGGACAAGACGUGCAAGUUGUGGGACGUCAGAGCCGAGAAGGCGAAGCAGACGUUCUUCGGUCACGAAGCUGACGUCAACAGUGUUUGCUUCCACAACAGCGGGCAGGCGUUUGCGACCGCCUCUGAGGACAAGACCGCUCGUCUGUUCGACAUACGCAGUGACCAGCAGCUCGGACACUACACGCCGCCCGGCGCCAGCGGGUUCACCAGUUGCGGGUUGUCGCUAAGCGGCAGAUACCUGCUCGCCGGUUCAGAUGACAACAGCGUCCACUCCUGGGACACGCUCAAAGUCUCUCACACAGGUACUCUAAAUGGCCACGAGAACAGAGUGACUUCUAUUUCCGUGGCACCGAAUGGGGUCGCCAUGGCGUCCUGCUCCUGGGACCAGAACGUGCGAGUUUGGGGCUGAAACAUACGGUUCGCGUGUUUAUCCCUAUUACCUUUGCAACAUCCGUUUAAUAACAAUCUAUGUUCAUUUUAUGCUAUGUUUGACAGUUGAAUUGCACUGAACCCUAUUCUAAUAAAGAUGUUUAAUAUUAUAUACA
Messenger RNA from Manduca sexta (tobacco hornworm), 1282 nucleotides. It is a transcript of the gene Gbeta76C, whose product is annotated as guanine nucleotide-binding protein subunit beta-2. The coding region runs from base 16 to 1146 and encodes 376 amino acids. The transcript is spliced from 9 exons. NCBI's taxonomy places the organism in Eukaryota, Metazoa, Arthropoda, Insecta, Lepidoptera, Sphingidae. Gene Ontology annotation, cellular component: heterotrimeric G-protein complex; cytoplasm. Gene Ontology annotation, biological process: G protein-coupled receptor signaling pathway. Gene Ontology annotation, molecular function: signaling receptor complex adaptor activity; protein binding. The record is from RefSeq and is a predicted model, not a curated record.